Apodemus sylvaticus (European woodmouse) is the source of this 5235-nucleotide messenger RNA. It is a transcript of the gene Stk4, whose product is annotated as serine/threonine kinase 4. Gene Ontology annotation, biological process: protein tetramerization; regulation of MAPK cascade; protein phosphorylation. The record is from RefSeq and is a predicted model, not a curated record. Bases 81 to 1544 code for a protein of 487 amino acids. NCBI's taxonomy places the organism in Eukaryota, Metazoa, Chordata, Mammalia, Rodentia, Muridae. The transcript is spliced from 11 exons. Gene Ontology annotation, cellular component: cytoplasm. Gene Ontology annotation, molecular function: ATP binding; protein serine/threonine kinase activity.
GCGGAAGUGUGGGAGGGUUUGUGGGGCGGGCUCAGGGAGGAUGGAGCAUUGAGGCAGUCUGGGCGGCUGCCGGCAGCGCCAUGGAGACCGUGCAGUUGAGGAACCCACCGCGCAGGCAGCUGAAGAAGUUGGAUGAAGAUAGUUUAACUAAACAGCCAGAAGAAGUGUUUGAUGUCUUAGAGAAGCUAGGAGAAGGGUCUUAUGGCAGUGUGUACAAGGCUAUCCAUAAAGAGACUGGCCAGAUCGUUGCUAUCAAGCAAGUGCCGGUGGAAUCAGACCUGCAGGAGAUAAUCAAAGAAAUCUCCAUAAUGCAGCAGUGUGACAGCCCUCAUGUAGUCAAAUAUUAUGGCAGCUACUUUAAGAACACAGACCUGUGGAUUGUUAUGGAGUUCUGUGGGGCUGGCUCAGUAUCUGAUAUCAUUCGGCUACGGAACAAGACGUUAACAGAAGAUGAAAUAGCUACAAUAUUGCAGUCAACUCUUAAGGGACUAGAAUACCUUCAUUUUAUGAGAAAAAUACACCGAGAUAUCAAGGCGGGGAAUAUUUUGUUAAACACAGAAGGCCAUGCAAAGCUUGCAGACUUCGGAGUUGCUGGUCAGCUUACAGAUACCAUGGCAAAGAGGAACACGGUGAUAGGAACACCGUUCUGGAUGGCUCCUGAAGUUAUUCAGGAGAUUGGGUACAACUGCGUGGCAGACAUCUGGUCUCUGGGAAUAACGGCCAUCGAAAUGGCUGAAGGGAAGCCGCCCUACGCGGAUAUCCACCCCAUGAGGGCAAUAUUCAUGAUUCCUACAAACCCUCCUCCCACAUUCCGUAAGCCAGAGUUGUGGUCGGAUAACUUCAUGGAUUUUGUGAAGCAGUGUCUGGUAAAAAGCCCGGAGCAGAGAGCCACGGCCACUCAGCUCCUACAGCACCCAUUUGUUAAGAGUGCCAAAGGAGUGUCAAUACUGCGAGACUUAAUUAACGAAGCCAUGGAUGUGAAACUGAAGCGCCAGGAAGCCCAGCAUCGGGAAGUAGACCAGGGUGAUGACGAGAACUCAGAGGAGGAUGAAAUGGAUUCUGGCACGAUGGUUCGAGCCGCCAGUGAUGAGAUGGGCACUGUCCGAGUAGCCAGCACGAUGAGCGGUGGAGCCGAUACCAUGAUCGAGCACGGUGACACGUUGCCGUCCCAGCUGGGCACCAUGGUGAUCAACGCAGAGGACGAGGAAGAGGAAGGAACCAUGAAAAGAAGAGAUGAGACCAUGCAGCCUGCAAAACCGUCUUUCCUUGAAUACUUUGAACAAAAAGAAAAGGAAAAUCAGAUCAACAGCUUUGGCAAAAAUGUAUCUGGUUCUCUGAAGAAUUCUUCAGAUUGGAAAAUACCUCAGGAUGGAGACUAUGAGUUUCUUAAGAGCUGGACUGUGGAGGACCUUCAGAAGAGGCUGUUGGCCCUUGACCCCAUGAUGGAACAGGAAAUGGAAGAGAUCCGGCAGAAAUACCGGUCCAAGCGGCAGCCAAUCCUGGAUGCCAUUGAAGCCAAGAAGAGGAGGCAACAGAACUUCUGAUAACACCAGCCCAGCCUUUGGUGGCUUAUGGGUUGCUAGACUCACGUCUUUUAGCCAGCACUUCUGCUCUGUCAUUUCUCCACAGCACCUUUGUGAACUCAGGAAUGUGCUCCGGGGACAGGCCACUUGACAGCCAUGGUGCCAUUUGCUGUGUGCAUUUACACCACAGGGUGUAUCUUGAAGGGUUUGUAUUGGUGCUUCUAACUCAGAAUUUUAGACCCCAUGAGCAGAGACUCCUAGUUCAGUGAUAGCUGGGAAAUUUUUUACAUUGUUUCUUUUUGUUUUCCUCCUAGUAAUAGCUUUUGGUUGCUUGCCCUGGAAGACUUUUUAAAAAAUCUAUAAAUAUGCAUAUAUUAUAUAUAUAUAUAUAUAUAUAAAUUAUAAAUAGAUUCCCCACUCCGUGUGGUGGUGUCUCUGUACAGGUACAGUUUCAAACACUUUGCCUCUUUCCUGUGAGAUUAUGGUACUGUGCAGCAAGAGAGCAGAAGACACUGGGAGCCUCUCAGGUGGUCACUGAACCCCAGCCGUCAGCCUCACCUGUUGCAGGGCUGCAUGGAAAAGUUAGUCUUGGCAUGGUUGUGCCACUACAGUGACGAGCCUCGCGUGGUCACCACUGGCCUUGGAAGCUGUCGGUGAUGCCAGGAAAAAACCUGGAGAACUUGAGUUUGCUCUUUUCCCAGGAGAAGCCUGGCGCCCUCUUUGUAAAGUAGCCUUUGCUGUCUCGAUGCCUUUCAUCUAUGUCCACCCUCCCAGCUGCCUAAAGUCACAUCCCAGAUACUGCCUAGUGCCUUAAGAGGAGUCACAUCUGUGAAAGGACAGGCUACUAAGAACUUUCCAGCAAACCGGCCCUAUCCAGUCCAGAAAAAUCUCACUGUUUAUGGGAAAUCACACAAUUCUGCUCGUCAUUCUUAGAUACAGGGUAAAGGGCAUUGCUUCCAUGUCCACAUCCAAAUACGUGAUUGUUUAUUCUUUUCACUCACUGUAGAGGCUCUGGCAAGGGUAAAUUAAUGCCUGACUGAGGCUCCCAGAGGCUUAGUUGGACUCAGAAUGGCAGGGCUGUCACAGUCUGACCAUGUAUUGUCCAGGUGGGAAAAUGAGGCUCAGAGGAGAGGUGACAUUCCCAAUGCCACAAAUCCGGGUAGACUAGAAGCAGGGAUUGGAAUUCAGAGCCUUUGUCCUGGACCACUGGACCAAGAGCCUCUUCACUGAGAGAAUGAAGCUACCAGUGUACAUCAGGUUAGCCCAGGAGCCCCUGCUCUUCCCUUGCCUCUUUGGUACCCGAGGUGCCAUGGAAAGACUCUCCAGAGGAGCCAUGUCAUGCAGUCUCAGCAUACUAGUGGGUUCCUUACAGUGUCGCCCAGAUACAGACAGGAACUCACAGAGGGCCUGCGGUGAGGUAGAGAGGGCUUGGCAAAAGACAGUUAGAGUCAUCCCCACACCUUUGGCUCAAAACUGAAGGAACAGGGAAGCCAGUUGCCCUAUUAUUUCUUCUCAUCUCACCCCUCCGAUGGGAGCCCGGAUGGGGUUGCACCUGAGUAUACUGAAAUUUGACUCCGUAAUUGCUUUUGCUCCCUAACCUGAGAAUCGAUAAAAAAGGCAGAGGAUGCUCUCUUCUGUGACCAGAUUCUGUUCUUUGCAGUUAAAGCAAGCUUUAAAAAAUGCAAGAGGCAACUGCUCUGCAGGACUUGGCCAGCAAAGUAACUAUGUGACAGAGAGAAUUAGAGGACAGUCCGGGCUCUUGCUACAAUGACAAAUGGCUGCUAGCAUUUCCUGGGUGGCACAUGUCAGGCACUGAGCUAGGUGUGCUACAGGUUUCAUCGUAAUCCCCUGGGCUUAUUAAGUUAUUUCAUAUAUGAUGAAAUUGAGUUUGGAAGAUUCCUUCCCACGACACUGGAUCUGGAUGCAUGACAUCACCCUACAGGGCUAGUAGUCACAGAAACAGGAAAGUCCUCAAUGCUUAGAAUGAAGUGACCAUGGCUUCUCACGGAGACUUAAGUCUAAGUGACAUUUUUCUUUUUAAAGUUAGAAACCAGGUGAAUUAAUAGUCAAGUCCCAAGUCAAGAAAGUUUUUAAAAACCUAGAACACAGAGCAUGUAUUUGCUGUGCUACUUAAUAGCCCAGCCUCGAGCUCUUUCCUCUUGAAGGAAAAUGCUUUGGGCUUUGCCAGACAGAAGGAAAAAGCCCAUGGCCCCUUCUGAAGAAAGAUGGGAGUAUAGGAAAAUAGUUUUUCCUGUGACUCUUCUGCAGCUGUGAACCUAGAUCUGAAGUCUAUUUGGUUGCAAACACGUCUGCGCCACACAGCUUGGUCCACAGUCAGGCGCUGGGCAGUCCACUCAGCAGCUGUUUGCCAGAAGCCAGUUGUCUUAGAUUCCUGGCGAGGCGUAUGUGCUCAGUGACAGGCAGGGGAGCACACCAUCCUUCCCUGAGGACCAGAUCCAAGGACUCCUGUCUCAGUUCUCUGGGGCUUGAGCAUGUGUGACUCAGGCUUGCAGUAGACUCUGGCCGGGCUCUCUGCUGCCGAGAGGCCGAGGCCUACACCUACAUUUUCUUUUCAACAAUCAUACAAAACCUCAUACUCUUUAAAAAUAUUGUAGUUCUGCUCCCAUUCAAAAAUUUGAAGCACAUUUUCAUUCUUAUUUCCUUUAUAUAUUAUUUUAUUUUAUAUAAGAUUUUUAUAUAAGAUUUUAUAUUCCCUAGUAGAUUUGACAAGAAUUGGGCUGGGAGUGAGAAAGGUGGUUGGGUGUGUGGAUAAACAGGAGCCUCCGGAGGCGAGUCUGGAGCCCCUUACACUGUAUAGAGUAGCACCUGACAAUGCCAGAAACUUAUUUUACCAUUUAAAACUCUGUCAGGAAUGAGAGAGAUGACAUCAGUGUAGACCCUGCAGAUACUCAGAGACUAAUAGCAGAAUAUUAUGAACAGCUUCAUGCUAAUAAAUUCACCAGCUUAAGUGAAAUGGACAGAUACUCAGAAAAUUACAAAGGAACCAGGCUUACUCAGAGAUGCAAUGGGCAAUCGCAACCGCCCCCAGCCCCUUUUCUACCAGAAGUUGGAAGCUCUGAGAGACAUGGAUAGCUCUUCCUUUAAAGGAUCAGGCACCCGACGCUCUGGUGACAACUGUCCAUCCCUCAAGGUCAUGCCAGCAGUGUGACAGAGUCCUGUUCUUAUGCCACUGUCCUUCCCAACAUACCUUUUGGUCUCUAAAGAUUGCUGUCCUUUAUUUUGGGGGAGGUUUUUCCCAUUCAAACCCCACCCCUUACCCUUCUCACCCGUUUUAAAGUACUGUGUUUGUAUUUUUAUUAGAAUUACAUGCAUUGUCUGUGGAAUCCAUGUUCUUUGUGUUUAAGGGAGAGGUCUUUUCCACCAGCCUGCACUCAGACCAACUUGGAGAGAAAAAAAAAAAACUUAAAUGCUGUUGCCGAUGUACAAUUUAAAAAAAUGUGAAGUUUGUAGCUUUAAUCUUUUGUAAGAAAAACUAACACUGGUGUAAGUGCUGACUCGAAAUGCUAUUUUCUAAGGUUUGGAUGUAAAUAAUAGAGGUCAGCUGUCUGUAUAUGUGUGAGACAUAGCUUCUUCCACUGCCGUGUGUUGUUAACUUGAGGUACUUCCUGUGUGCUUUUAUGUUAGAGUUAUCCCCUCGUUUCUCCCCCACCACCUGUCACCCUUGUGGUAAUAAACUGUCCUUUAGACCACA